AUGUUACGAAGUUUUGCUCUUGUCUUUCUUUGUCUGUUUGUUGUCUCUGGUGACGAAUCGUGCGACCGAAGUGAAAUGGAGAACACAAUUUGCAGUCUCUGUAGCCAACGAAGAGGAAGUGAGCUUCUUGAAGCAGGACAUCAGAUUGCCUUUUUUGCCUACAUGACACAAAAUGUUCAAAUAAGUAGCAUUUCCAAGCAUAUAGCAUUUGUAUACGAUCGGGUAGAAACCAACCAUGGCAAUGGAUAUGAUGUACAAUCUGGCAACUUUACAGCUCCAGAAAACGGGGUGUACGUUUUCCAUACCAGUUCGACUUCGUAUUACAAAUCUUUCUGCUCGGUAGAAGUUGUUAAGAAUGGCCAGAUUAAGGAUAUCACUUUUGCUGACUCAGGACAACAUGAUGACAGAGCGAUGGCCUCUUCAUUGACCAUUCUCAGUUUGACGAAAGGGGACAUUGUUCACACCCGGGUGGGUGAAGCAAGAGGUGGAAGCCAUCUUGAGAGUAAUCGAUACACCAGAAUGAGUUUCUCAGGAUUUAAACUGGCAUAA
Molecule: messenger RNA, 549 nt
Organism: Magallana angulata
Lineage: Eukaryota; Metazoa; Mollusca; Bivalvia; Ostreida; Ostreidae
Product: complement C1q-like protein 4
Exons: 2
Coding region: 1-549 (182 amino acids)
Molecular function (GO): protein binding
Source: RefSeq, a predicted model, not a curated record